Coccidioides posadasii C735 delta SOWgp is the source of this 3571-nucleotide messenger RNA. RefSeq lists its product as uncharacterized. Gene Ontology annotation, biological process: regulation of DNA-templated transcription; DNA-templated transcription. NCBI's taxonomy places the organism in Eukaryota, Fungi, Ascomycota, Eurotiomycetes, Onygenales, Onygenaceae. The record is from RefSeq and is a predicted model, not a curated record. Gene Ontology annotation, molecular function: zinc ion binding; DNA-binding transcription factor activity, RNA polymerase II-specific; DNA binding.
CACAGUGCUCACGCACGAGGUCGUGUUGCACAAGGUGAUCAGUCUGAAGAAUAAGUCUAAGUAGUAAGGAGAGGGAUUGGCUCAUCUGCCUCCCGGGUUCCCACGAUGCGCAAUUUACGCAGCUAUCUGUGUUCCUUGUUGACCAAGAGAAGUUCCCGUCUGGAAGCCUAGCGAGCCCUGGACGUUUGAUUCUCCAAGUUGGCUGCGGAGUUGGAACACGGAGAGCUCUCGAAUGGGCUCGUGGGCUAGGGGAAAUAGUCCCAACUUCUAGGUCCUCGGGCUGCUUCCCGUAGCCCACUACUUAGUUCAUGCUUCGGCUGGCACCGAUCUGCUUCUCUGAGUCGAUGCCAAGAUAUUGAUUAACGAAUCGUCCGCCGGAUCCUGCGCCUGGACGAAACCUCGAAGCUUGAAACCAGGAGUCAAUAAAAGAUUGUUCCCGCCGCCCAAUUCUUCCCGUCCUCUAGGCCUGGGUCUUUUUCGGGUGGUUCUGUGGCUGCUGGACGGUGGGAAGAAGCUAAAUUGUAUAGUUUCCAAGCUUCCUGACAAUAAAUCCAACAACGCCUCUCCCCCAGCCUUUUAGCUAUAGCAUCAGACAAGUUUGCAUUACGUUGCCCAGCACCCGGACUCGAAUUCUCUCUGUCCGACUUGCACUUGUGACGGCCUGCCUUGUCGAUAAGUUGUUGCUGGUUUUACACUUCGACUCCCACGCACUCCACAGGUCUAUCCUCCCGCAGCCCCACGUCCCGACUAUCCUCUCCUUCCCCGCCUCACAAAUCUGCCGGCAGAAAGCGAUCCACGUCGUAGAAUUUUGCCUUGACAGGACACAGAAAACAAUUUGGUUUCGGUCCUUGCACCAACUUAGAUCCGAAUCGAGCUGGAAUAGCUCACCCGAAUGGAGCAUUUCGGCGCAGGAAGGCCAGAUGGCGCAGACUUCGAUCUGUCCCAAAUCACGGGCCAGCCGCCUCAAAUCUUCGGCGCACCCAACACUGACACCUCUCCUAUUCCGCCAACGCAGUCGGCAGCGGCCUUUUCAGAAGACCAAAUGAUGGGUGGUGUGGAGGACAAUAAUGACGCGAAGCGGAGAAGGAUAGCUAGGGCUUGCGAUAUGUGUCGGAAAAAAAAGAUCAAAUGUGAUGGAAAGAUGCCAAAAUGCUCACAUUGCAUAAAUUAUAAGACAGAAUGUGUGUUCACGCAAGUCGAGAAGAAGAGGAACCCACCAAAAGGAGCCAAAUACAUCGAAGGGCUUGAGAACCGCUUAGGGCGCAUGGAGUCGUUGUUGAGGCUUUCUGGAUUACUAUCAGAGGUCGAUGGUGGAAAGACAGAUCUUGGGACGCUUGAACGGCGGCUUGCUGAUAGAUCUAUGGCGGCGGGAAGCCAGGCCUCGAGAAUUCCUGCUGUUCCGACCGCCAUGCACUCAAUGAUGCAAGGCGCAUCCUCGCAUCAGUCUACUCCUCGCGCAGAUCCAAACCUUAGCCCUCGGAGUCCCGCUGGUUCGCCUGAUUCGCAAAAGGAAUCUGAAGCAGAGCUAGAUUCUCUUUCGGAUAUGAUGUGCUCUCUCGUCACAACCAAUUGUGGCGAAACGAGAUAUAUUGGAUCUUCGUCAGGUUUCUCUAUAUUUUCUCCCAAAGGUAUCCAAUGGGUGAACGAGAAAACGGGAGACUCGUCCUUUGAGGAUAUGAUAUCGUCUGCUUAUAUCGACGACAAUAAGUGGAUAUACUGGAAGCCGGAGAUCUUCAGUGACAUAUUUGCUCGACGAGUGUUUAAGCCGUUGCCACCGCGUGAUGAGGCACUGUCUCUCUUCAGAGAUUACUUCGAAAACUUCAACUGUGUUUUCCCACUGUUUCAUGAACCAACAUUUAUGCAUUUGGUAGAGAGACAAUAUUCACGGGAUCCCUACGAAGGGUCGGGUUGGUGGGCUAGUAUCAAUGUUGCACUGGCGAUCGCACACCGAUUACGAGUUAUGAGUAACUUGGUGCCACAGGAAGAGGACAAGAAGGCUUGGCUUUACCUCAAAAAUGCGAUGGGUGUGCUGACAGAGUUGACCAUGCGGAAUGCCGAUCUGUUAAGUGUGCAAGCGCUUCUUGGUAUGGCUCUAUUUCUCCAAGGGACUCCCAACCCGCAACCAAGUUUCUUCCUUGUUGCAGCCGCUAUUCGCCUUUCCCACAGUAUUGGUCUCCAUAAGCGCGGUUCCGGGUUCGGUCUAAAUCCCGUAGAACUCGAGCAACGGAAACGCGUCUUCUGGAUUGCUUAUAUGCUGGACAAAGAUAUCUGUCUACGUUCCGGGCGCCCACCAGUUCAAGAUGAUGAUGACAUGAACGUUGAGCUCCCGAGUGAAGACCCCCCGGACAACAUCGGAAAUGUUCCCCUUUCCGACGGUAAAAGCAAGGUGAACUUAUUUCGCCUUCUCUGCCUUUUUGCAACAAUUGAAAGCAAAGUUUACAAGCAACUCUACUCAACAAAGGCUUCGCGUCAGUCUGAUGGGGAGCUUCUCAACACAAUUGGAGAGCUUGAUAGAGAGCUUGAAGAGUGGAAAGAUAGUAUCCCUCUCGAUUUUCGCCCCGAAUACGAAAUCAAGGCUACGCAUCGGCCUCUAAUUCUACCCAUCGUGGUGCUUCAUUUCGCUUACUAUAAUUGCCUUACCACUAUACAUCGCAUGUCAGUCCACCAUGGAUACUGGACAAGUCGGCUGUCAAACUACGCCAUCCAAGGUCUUAAUGCCAGACCUUUGAAUCCCCGGGUAUUUUCUUCCGCAGUCCUGUGUGUAUCUGCCGCCAGGGCGUCGAUCAACCUGAUCAAGUACAUCCCACAGGGGGAUUUUGCUUGUGUUUGGUUGAUCCUCUACUUCCCAAUUUCAGCUUUGGUUACGCUGUUCGCAAAUAUUCUACAGAACCCAUUAGACGCCCGAGCCCGGUCUGACGUGAAGUUAAUGAAUCUUGUUGUGAACUUCUUAUCCAAACUUGCGACGGAUGAGUCGAAUGGCAGUGUCAAGCGCAUGCUUAGUGUCUGCUCUGAAUUCGAGAGGAUCGCCAAAGUUGUAUUGGACCGGUCCGAAAAGGAGUCACAGGCAAAACGAAAGCGCAAGGCUGCUGGUGAGGAGAAUGGCUCCGCCGAGACACCAAAUGGUCCUCAUGUGGAUAUUCCCCAAGCCGCACCGACGCCAUCGGCCACACAGCCACAGACGACACAAGCAUCGCCUUCCUUUUCAUAUAUGCCGAGCAAUGCUACUCGCCAGGAAGCAGCGCCUUCUAUGGCCAAUUUUCCAUCAUCUCGUCCAGAGCAGCAACCCGUCUUCCACACCCCCGCGGCCGAGAAUGUCCCAGGCGCACUUCCAAAAGGCCCGCUAGGGCUUAAUCAAGAGUUGUCCGACCUGUUGGGAGGCCCAACCCUAAAUCAAGCAGCAGGACUCAACCAAGAGCAACAAUUUUCUACUAAUUCGCUGCCCAUUGAUAUUUCAGCUUUCCAGCAACCGUUUGUGCCUCAUGAGCUGUGGCAAAUGCCGAUGACGCUGGAGUGGGACUGGGCAGAAAUGCCGAAUAACGGAUUUCAAUUCGGAGAUGAAGGGACAAAUUGA